This is a messenger RNA of Telopea speciosissima, 369 nucleotides long. RefSeq lists its product as uncharacterized. The transcript has a single exon. The coding region runs from base 1 to 369 and encodes 122 amino acids. The record is from RefSeq and is a predicted model, not a curated record. NCBI's taxonomy places the organism in Eukaryota, Viridiplantae, Streptophyta, Magnoliopsida, Proteales, Proteaceae.
AUGGAGUUGCUGAACUGGGUAUUCCAUGAUGUGUUGGAUAAGUAUAUCAUCGUCUUCAUUGAUGACAUCCUGAUCUACUCCAAGAGUGAAGAGGAGGAUGUCGACCAUCUUCGUUUGGUACUACAAUGCUUAAGGCAUAAGCAAUUGUAUGCCAAGUUUAGUGAAUGUGACUUAUGGCUACAUCAAGUAGCAUUCCUGGGACACCUUGUCUCUGCCAAGGGUAUUAAAGUUGAUCCUUGCAAAGUGAAGUCGGUAGUUGAUUGGGAGACAUCCAAGAAUGUGGCUGAUAUUCAUAGUUUCUUGGGCCUAGCUGGUUACUACAGGAAUAUCAUUGAGAACUCCUCGAGGAUUUCGGCCCCGAUGACAUAA